AUGCCUCCACGCGAGGAAGGCCGGUGGCGGCUGCUGAACCCCCUCAACAUCCGCUUCUCACAGCCUCGGAUCGCCCCGCACUUUCGGGACGGUCACUUGAUCAAGGACACCGUGACAGAGAUCUUGGAAGCUCCGGUGCAGGACCCAGCGUACGCCGGAGUUGGCAGCGAUGAUGCGGCCGAGGGAGUUCCGCACUACGACGCGGUCCUGGUCCCGCCAUUUCCUGCGAUCCGGGUCAUCUCCUGGCUUCCGAAGCUGCGGCGGCCAGACGGCGAGGUCCGCCCCCCUUCGCUUUGUACCUGGUCCAGCCAAGGGCCAAGAAAGUCUCGGCAUGCAGUGUUUCUCGUGUCUCUGGACGUACCCUGCUUCAUUCUUCAUGCCAACUUGCGCCGAGCCAUUCGGCUAAAGUCCUACCGAACCGUCUUAUUUCUGGCCUGGCUUGGUGCCGAAGGCACAAGCAUGGUGCUUGCCCCCUUGCUCGUGUUGUUUGCAUGCCUGGAGCGCGUGGCUAAUGCAGAAGAGCUGCAGCUGCCGCAGCAAGUCUUCGAGAAACAGGCAGAGCCCGCAUUCUUGAGUCUGUCCAACGACGGCGUCGACUCCUGCACGACGGACAACGUCUGCCAGGAGAUCUGCGAGACAGACUUCAUGGUGUACCCGCUGGGGGACAAGUGCUACGAGUACUGCCACGAAGACAUCCACUACAUCUGGGAUGUUUUCGACAAGUACUGUGGAGAAGGCCUCAAUGAUGAGCAUCAUUUCUGCGCAGAUCUCUGCUACGACGGCUUCUACUGCGGGGAUUCUACAUGUGGACCGUGUGAGGACAAAUGUGUGGAAGCGUUUGGGUUGGUCCAUCAGAUCUUCGAUUACUGUGCCGACUGCGAUGACUUUGGCGAUGACUACGACGACGACUACUACAAGACCACAACGACCACGACAACUGCUGACAGGUGUAACGACCUGGAUUGCUGGUGCCAUGACAUCUGCGACAUUGUCAAGUGCCCCCACUGCGAGGAGCUUUGCCACAAGAAUCAGGACAAGGUGUGGCCCAUCUUCGAGCGCUACUGCGAGUGCGGCUUCUGCCACGAGGCAGACAGAGAGGAUGCAGGCUUGUUGCAGUUCCGAGUCCACAGUGCUGCUUCGUCUGAGUCGACGUGCGGCUGCAGAAGUGAGUACCAGUACUGCAUCGACAUCUGCCAUGGCAUUGGUUACGGUAGGGCCUUUUAA
This is a messenger RNA of Symbiodinium sp. CCMP2456, 1224 nucleotides long. The record is from the annotation of a GenBank genome assembly. Lineage: Eukaryota; Dinophyceae; Suessiales; Symbiodiniaceae.